AUGAGGGACUGGGGGCAAGAGCACGGAUUCGGAAGAGAGCUCCUUGGCGAUUUAGCGGUUCUGGACGGCUGCCUGGAUAUUUGGCAGGCGCCUGGAAAGGCGACUGGGGGACAAGCUGAAGAAAUCAUGGCGGUACGAGCGCAGUUUGAAAACUCCAACGAGGUUGGUGUUUUUGCGACAUUGACGAAUUCUUAUGCGCUUGUUGCCGUGGGUGCGAGCGAGAACUUUUACAGAAACCGAAAGGGUCUCCUUGUACCUACCACAACCACAGACCAAGAGCUUCAACAUCUACGGAACAGUCUCCCAGAUGAAAUCCGGAUACAGAGAAUAGAAGAGCGCCUCUCCGCCCUCGGCAACGUCAUCGCCACAAACGACCACAUCGCCCUAAUCCACCCCGACCUCGAGCGCGAAACCGAAGAAAUCAUCUCCGACGUCCUCGGCGUCGAAGUCUUCCGCCAAACCGUAGCCGACAACGUCCUCGUGGGCUCCUACAUGGCGCUCUCGAACCAGGGAGGCCUCGUGCACCCCAAGACGUCGAUACAGGACCAGGACGAGCUCUCGAGCCUCCUGCAGGUACCGCUGGUGGCGGGCAGCGUGAACCGCGGCAGCCACCUCGUGGGCGCCGGCAUGGUCGUGAAUGAUUGGUUGGCUGUUACGGGGCUGGAUACUACCGCGACGGAGCUGAGUGUUAUAGAGAGUGUGUUUAGGUUGGGUGAGGGGGCGGGGCCGAGUAAUAUUAAUACUCAGAUGAAGGACACUAUGGUGGAGAGUUUCUACUAA
This is a messenger RNA of Scedosporium apiospermum, 780 nucleotides long. RefSeq lists its product as uncharacterized. Lineage: Eukaryota; Fungi; Ascomycota; Sordariomycetes; Microascales; Microascaceae. Gene Ontology annotation, biological process: ribosomal subunit export from nucleus; maturation of 5.8S rRNA; assembly of large subunit precursor of preribosome. Gene Ontology annotation, cellular component: nucleolus; preribosome, large subunit precursor; cytosol. The transcript has 5 exons. Gene Ontology annotation, molecular function: ribosomal large subunit binding. The record is from RefSeq and is a predicted model, not a curated record. Bases 1 to 780 code for a protein of 259 amino acids.